Messenger RNA from Aspergillus clavatus NRRL 1, 1341 nucleotides. Its product is annotated as glycosyl hydrolase family 43 protein. The transcript is spliced from 10 exons. The coding region runs from base 1 to 1341 and encodes 446 amino acids. Gene Ontology annotation, molecular function: hydrolase activity, hydrolyzing O-glycosyl compounds. The record is from RefSeq and is a predicted model, not a curated record. Gene Ontology annotation, biological process: carbohydrate metabolic process. NCBI's taxonomy places the organism in Eukaryota, Fungi, Ascomycota, Eurotiomycetes, Eurotiales, Aspergillaceae.
AUGUUGCUCAUCAACCGCCUGAUCUCAAUUCUGGCAUUGGCUCAAGCCACUGUUGCUUCGUUGCAAAUAGUCCCCGGAGCGACUUGGACUGCCGAUGGUACAAAUCAGCAUAUCCAGGCACAUGGCGGAGGAAUCAUCGAGGUCGAUUCCACCUACUACUGGAUUGGCGAGAACAAGCUCGACGGCAGUGCAUUUCAGUCUAUCAAUUGUUACUCCAGCACAAACUUGGUGGAAUGGACCUUUGUCAGCGAGCUCCUGUCGCGACAAGGCAGUGGAGACCUUGGACCGAACCGGGUUGUUGAACGGCCCAAGGUCAUCUACAACGAGGCGACCUCCACGUAUGUGAUGUGGAUGCAUAUCGACGACAGCUCCUACAAGGAGGCCAAAACUGGCGUGGCGACCUCGUUCAGCGUCUGUGGGCAAUAUAAUUAUCUAGGGUCAUUCCGACCUUUGGGCCAGCAAUCGCGCGACAUAGGCUUGUUCAAGGAUGACGAUAGCUCGGCGUAUCUGCUCACGGAAGAUCGCCCCAAUGGAUUGAGGAUUAACAGACUGACCGAUGAUUACACGAAUCUGGACUCGACCAUCUAUCUCUUUCCAGAGCAUAUCGAAGCCCCAGCGAUGUACAAGCAGGACGGGGUAUACUUUCUAUUUGGAUCUCAAUUAACCGCAACCAACGACAACAAAUACACCACCGCUACAGAUCUCCAGGGCACUUGGAGCUCCUGGGCCAAUUUUGCCCCUUCUGGAACCCACACAUACGACUCCCAGACUAACUUCAUCUUCGGAGUCGGGAACUCCGUAGUGUACAUGGGUGACCGCUGGAAAUCAUCCAACCUCAUGGCAUCGACCUACAUCUGGCUUCCCUUGACUAUCCAGGGAACACAAGCCAGCCUGCAAAACCCAGGUUCCUGGAUCCUCCCUCUCGACGGAACCUGGUCCGCCGGCGGCGCAACAACAACCAUCGAAGCCGAAUCCUCCAACAAUAUCCUCUCCAACGGCGCCAAAACCGUCUCUUGCAGCGGUUGUUCCGGCCGCAAGUCUGUCGGUUGGAUCGGGGGUUCAGGCAAUGGAACACUGAAGAUCAGAGGUGUAGCCGGUGCGUCGAGCAUGACCACCAUCCGUGUGCAGUUCGAGAACGGCGAUUCCGCCCAGCGGUAUGUGACGGUGAGUGUCAACGGGGAGUCGCAGAUUCUGGCAUUCUUGCCCUCGCAGGAUGGGAAUACCCCUGCGUCUUCUGCUUUGCAUGUUCGGUUGCAAGUUGGGAGUAACACGAUUACUUUCAGUGGGUAUCAAGGGCAAUAUGGUCCGGAUAUUGAUCGGCUCGUAGUGCCAAAUUCGUAA